GACGCGUUUACAUUCACGAAGCUCAAAACAUUCAUUCUACGAUCCCCUGUCAGCCGUGUUACACGAGCCCCUGUCUGCCGAUACGACUGUGUGAACACGCACUCAACAGUACCCGGACACAUUUUUUGGGGGAAACAUCUUGUGAAAGGAAGAAAAACCUGAAAUCUUCAGUCUGUGCACCGAAGGAACAAUGAGACUUUCUGCUUAGUACGUCUAACAAAGAAGAAAAAAACACUUUCCAAGACAACUGUGUUCACUACAUUCAGAGACAAGUCAGCGACCUUCUGACAUCAGUCUGGCAUCAUGGAUGCAUCCUACGUGAACAACAGCAGCAGUGCUUUGUCGGGCGAGAUGCCGUGGGCGGGUCUAGACGUGUGUCCAACCUCCGUGAGUGGCACCACCUUCCUGAUCAUCGCCUACAGCGCUGUGAUUGCCGUGGGCCUCAUCGGCAACACCUGCCUGGUCUUCGUCAUCUCGCGACAGAAGGAGAUGAGGAACGUCACCAACAUCUUCAUCGCCAACCUCUCCUGUUCCGACAUCCUCAUGGGCAUCGUGUGCCUGCCCGUCACCAUCAUCUACACCCUUAUGGACCGAUGGAUCCUGGGCGAGGCUCUGUGCAAGGUCACGCCCUUCGUCCAGUGCAUGUCCGUUACCGUGUCCAUCUUCUCCCUGGUGCUCAUCGCCCUGGAGCGCCACCAGCUCAUUCUCCACCCAACAGGCUGGAAGCCCAUGGUGGGACACUCCUACCUGGCGGUGGCUGUCAUUUGGGUGGUGGCCUGCUUCAUCUCCCUGCCCUUCCUCUCCUUCCAAGUGCUCACCAAUGCCCCCUACCAAAACCUCAGCAUUCCUUUCAACCCCUUCACCGACCAUUUAAUCUGCAUGGAGGGGUGGCCCUCCAAUGAAAACCGACUAGCCUACACCACCUCCCUCCUGGUCUUCCAGUACUGCCUGCCCGUCAUCCUCAUCGUCCUCUGCUACCUGCGCAUCUUCCUGCGACUGCGCCGGCGGAGGGACAUGGUGGACCGGGCACGAGAGGCCAGAAGGAGAGCCAAGGGCUCCCAGAGGGUCAACACCAUGCUAGUCUCCAUCGUGGUGGUCUUUACCCUCUGCUGGCUACCGCUGUACGUCUUCAACACGGUGUUCGACUGGAACCACGAGGCCAUCUCCACCUGCCAGCACGACGUCAUCUUCUCCUCCUGCCACCUCACGGCCAUGGCCUCCACCUGCGUCAACCCCAUUAUCUACGGCUUCCUCAACAGCAACUUCCAGAAGGAGCUGAAGGCCACCCUGCAGCGCUGCCGCUGCUGGGGGGCGCCAGAGAGCUAUGAAAGCUUCCCUCUCUCCGUUGUCAGCACCGAGGUCACCAAGGUGUCAUCACUGAGCAAUGGGUCUUUCAGUGUCAACACCUAAUUAAGAGAGAGAGAAAUAGAGAGAGAGAAAGAGAAAGAGCGAGAGAGAAAAGUGGUAACGUUAUGGCAAUGCGGCACCAUCAUGCACUGAACAGCUUUGUGCUGUGACACUUAUUAGGCGCUGAUAUGGUGUCAUCUUGAUGCAUCCACCGCUCACCAAUGUUGAUUCAGAGACCAACCAAUGAAGAGACUGGCCUUCAUAAAAUAAAAGCAGCGUCGCCAAAAGGCACAGCACAACCACAGCUGUCACGUGCUCAUCCGCAGAUUAGACCACACCCACCCUGCAGGGCUUUCUGGGUGCUGAAUUCUACUUGGCUGUGCGCUCUUAGUCUUUGCUAUUUCCCCAAUCAGUGGCCAUCUUCCGUAGCUCAUUUGAAGAAAAUCUAGGCUGGUAGCUGAGGACUGUUGUGAUACAUUGUUUCUUUGGGGAAUUCUUGAUCACGUUGAUGAGCCUCUCAGUUCAGUCGAAACUAACUGACUUUGUAACUACUGUGUGCAAGGAAGAAGGUUGGACAAUUGAUUUGUUGCGCCACCCCUUUGAUGGAUUAACUGCCUCUGGAAAUUGUCUCCGUUACAUUACAUCAUGAUCCAUGAGAUAUUGCUGUUUCAUUUCUUGUGUUUGGCCCUGGUGAAAUGCUUGAUUUAUUGACAAACAUCUUCACUCACUGUUGAUUUGUAUAGCACUGCUGUACGCGAGAAAUGCUUGUAUAAUAUGUGUGAUGCAUUCAAUAAAAGAAAUUUAAAAAACA
This is a messenger RNA of Anguilla rostrata (American eel), 2158 nucleotides long. It is a transcript of the gene npy8br, whose product is annotated as neuropeptide Y receptor Y8b. The record is from RefSeq and is a predicted model, not a curated record. Gene Ontology annotation, cellular component: neuron projection; plasma membrane. The coding region runs from base 304 to 1410 and encodes 368 amino acids. NCBI's taxonomy places the organism in Eukaryota, Metazoa, Chordata, Actinopteri, Anguilliformes, Anguillidae. Gene Ontology annotation, molecular function: neuropeptide binding; neuropeptide Y receptor activity. Gene Ontology annotation, biological process: G protein-coupled receptor signaling pathway. The transcript has 2 exons.